Messenger RNA from Lacerta agilis (Sand lizard), 2537 nucleotides. RefSeq names its product sorting nexin 8 (gene SNX8). NCBI's taxonomy places the organism in Eukaryota, Metazoa, Chordata, Lepidosauria, Squamata, Lacertidae. Gene Ontology annotation, molecular function: phosphatidylinositol binding. Gene Ontology annotation, biological process: retrograde transport, endosome to Golgi. Bases 15 to 1352 code for a protein of 445 amino acids. The transcript is spliced from 11 exons. The record is from RefSeq and is a predicted model, not a curated record.
GAGAGAGGCGAGCCAUGGACGAGGAGCCGCCCGCCGCGGGAACGGGGGCAGCCGGAGGGGCCUCAGACUCUGCGAAGCCUCCAAGUGACCUGAAGGAGCCGGAAGAGUCUCUGAUGCAGACCCCCCAGGGGAACCCGCUGGUGCUUCCCCACACGCUCCCAGAGCUGUUGAGCAAGGACACGGUGCAAGUGGAGCUGAUUCCUGAGAAAAAGGGUCUCUUCCUGAAGCAUGUGGAGUACGAAGUUUCCAGUAAGCGUUUCAGGUGCUCGGUGUACAGGCGGUACAAUGACUUUGUGGUCUUCCAUGAGAUGCUUCUUCAGAAGUUCCCCUACCGUAUGGUUCCUGCUCUUCCCCCAAAAAGAAUGAUAGGAGCCGACCGAGAAUUUAUCGAGACAAGGCGGCGUGCAUUGAAGCGCUUCAUUAACCUGGUGGCUCGGCAUCCUCCGUUCUCAGAAGAUGUGCUUUUGAAGCUCUUCCUCUCCUUCAGCGGGUCGGAUGUGCAGAACAAGCUGAGGGAAUUGGUCCAGGGUGUGGGAGACGAAUUCAUGACUUGCAAGCUAGCAACUCAGGCCAAGGAUUUCCUGCCACCUGACAUCCAGGUGCAGUUCGCUGCCAGCAGGGAGCUGAUCCGAAACAUCUACAACAGCUUUUACAAACUGCGGGAUCGAACGGAGAGGAUAGCUUCCCGAGCAGUUGACAAUGCCUCAGACCUCCUUUUGUUUGGGAAGGAACUAAGUGCUCUGGGCUCCGACACAACCCCACUCCCUUCCUGGGCUUCUUUGAACAAUAGUGCUUGGGGAAACCUCAAACAGGCCCUGAAAGGCCUUUCUGUCGAAUUUGCACUGCUGGCUGACAAAGCUGUUCAACAGGGUAAACAGGAAGAGAAUGAUGUGGUGGAGAAGUUGAACCUUUUCCUGGACUUGCUCCAGUCCUAUAAAGAUCUUUGCGAGAGGCUUGAGAAGGGAGUUCUGCCCAAGCACCAGAGAGCCUUGCAUAAAUAUAGCACGAUGAAGAGGCAGAUGAUGAGCGCCACAGUGCAGAACAAAGAGCCAGAGUCGGUGGAGCAGCUGGAAUCCCGAAUAGUGGAGCAAGAGAACGCUAUUCUGACUAUGGAGCUGCGGAAUUACUUCUCUCUGUACUGUCUGCACCAAGAGACCCAACUGAUCCACAUUUACCUUCCUCUAACGUCUCACAUCUUGGGGGCUUUUGUCAAUUCGCAGAUCCAAGGUCACAAGGAGAUGAGCAAAGUCUGGAAUGAACUGAAGCCGAAGCUGAGCUGCCUUUUCUCCGGAUCAAGCAACUUGUCAACUCUACCCUUGUCCUCCCAGGAAGUCAACUUCUUUCCUAGUUAAUGCUUUUGGACUGGGGGGCGUGGCAGGGAGCGAAAGGGAGGAGCUUGUUCUCCUGCGCAUACGAAUGUCGAGAAGUCUCCUCCCAUUGGCUGUAUUAGUCCUUGUUGUUUCGUUUUGCUGCUUUGAGCUGCUCCAUGAUGUCAUGGGCUGCCGGGAAAUGUGACAGUGCGUAGGGCGAGAACGAGCAAGUUCAAACGGUUGUUAUCUCCGCUUAAUCAGUUUUGGUUGUGUGCACAGCCCCUCUGUGCGACUGAUCAAACACAGCAGUGAAUCUUUCACUCACUUGUUUCCCAUUCAUCCGAACCAGGAAGCUGUGGUUAGCAGUUUUGGAAUAAGCCACAAUAGUAAACCAUGGUGUUGUAAUGUUGGCUUAAUGUACUGGCCUGCUCUGAAGCUGUUGACCAUACCGUAGUUUGCCAAUUUGGGUGAAAUGAGAAAAUCACAUUAAUGGAAGACUUUGUGACUUGCUCAAGUGGAAGGAGGCACAACGAGGCUGUUUCUUCAGCCAAAAGGCUUAUUCAGAUCUUGGUAUUAAGCAGAGAGCUGAGCGCCAGUCUCUCGCCUUUUAUAUUAUUUUUGAAGGACUCUGGGGUGACGAUGAAUUUCUUUGCUCCAAAAGCUCUGGUUUUAUUCUCUGCUGGGAGCCUUCUGUUGCUGAUAUACUCUUCAGUUUGGAUAUUUUUGGAGUUUAUUGAUUGUCUCUAGGAAAGCAACUCUUUUGCAAAGUAACUAUCCUCAAAGGAUUCUUGUGAGUUUUAUUUUAUUUUAUUAAGGGGGGGGAUCAGCACUCAGUGGUCACAGCUCCCAGAUUCAAUGCUUGCCAUCUCUUAUUAGAAGGCUCAUGCAGCAAGCGAAGGUUGGGGAGGGUCCUUUUCUGCCUGAGGCUCUAGAGGGGCCACUGUCUGCCAGACAAGACACGGCUGGGCUAGAUGGGCAAUAGUCUGAUCUGGCAUAAGGCAGCUUCCUAUGUGCCUUGCUUUAUAUGUUCCUGAGAAUGCAGGUGGCAGAGUGCCAUGGGCCAAAUCUGUCCCCAAGUGGGUUGCUGCCCAAUCGCCUGCCCGAAGACACAAAGGCUGUGUACACACUCCCAUUUACUCUGCAUCAAGUGUGCUCCUACAGCGUGGGAAGUGGUGAGCAUGCGACGUUAGCCACAAACCGUAUCUACAGCCAUCUGCCAUGGAUGCU